AUGAGCAGUAGCAGUAAGGUUUUCAACGUGUCCGUUUUCUUUGUGGUCUUCAGAGAGUGUCUGGAGGCCGUGGUGAUUGUUUCCGUGCUUCUGUCGUUUUUGAAGCAGUCCGUGGGUGCCCAGGACGUGAACAUCUACAAAAGACUUCGCAGACAGGUGUGGAUCGGCGUGGCCAGCGGGCUUUUCAUCUGUCUGGCAAUUGGUGGUGGUUUCAUCGGAGCUUACUACUCGCUUCAAAACGAUAUUUUCGGCAACGCCGAAGAUUUGUGGGAAGGUGUGUUCUGUAUGAUCGCUACGGUGAUGAUUUCGGUUAUGGGUAUUGCCAUGUUGCGUAUCAACAAGCUGCAGGCCAAGUGGAGAGUGAAGAUCGCGCGCGCGUUGCUAGAAGUGCCAGAGCGCAAGAGAGACCGCUUCAAGUUGGGCCAUCUUUCCAGACGUUACGCCAUGUUUUUGCUGCCCUUCAUCACAGUGCUAAGAGAAGGUUUGGAAGCUGUGGUAUUCGUUGCAGGAGCUGGUAUUACGACCCAGGGCUCCAGAGCCUCGGCUUACCCACUUCCCGUGGUUGUUGGGUUGAUCGCCGGUUGCGCCGUUGGAUUGAUCUUGUACUACGGUACCUCGAAGUCGUCGAUGCAGGUGUUCUUGGUUGCCUCCACAUGUAUUCUGUACCUGAUCAGUGCUGGUUUGUUCUCGAGAGGUGCUUGGUACUUUGAGAACUACAGAUUCAACAAGAAAGCCGGUGGUGACGCUUCCGAAGGUGGUGAUGGUAACGGCUCGUACAAUAUCAGAAAAGCCGUGUACCACGUCAACUGCUGUAACCCAGAACUAGAUAACGGUUGGGACGUGUUUAACGCUUUGCUCGGAUGGCAAAACACCGGUUACCUGUCCUCCAUGCUGUGUUACAACAUCUACUGGCUCACUUUGAUCAUAGUCGUGGGUUUGAUGAUGUACGAGGAGAAGAGAGGCCAUCUACCUUUCUGCAAAAACCUCAAACUUCGCAUGCUCAGUCCCACUUACUGGAUCAAAAACAAGAAGAAGAACGAGCUGUCUGACCGCGAACGCGAGCAGCUGUUCCAGAGAGUAGAGCAACUUCAAUUCAACGAACAGGGUGAACUUGCCCAUAAAAGCAGCGGCGAGCUAAACCAAGCCGUUACUACUAUGCCCUCGGACUCUAAUUCCUCCGCAACCGCUAAGAAGGAGGGAAACGAGGUCACCGUCUCAUCAAAAUAA
Molecule: messenger RNA, 1227 nt
Organism: Lachancea meyersii CBS 8951
Lineage: Eukaryota; Fungi; Ascomycota; Saccharomycetes; Saccharomycetales; Saccharomycetaceae
Source: the annotation of a GenBank genome assembly